Octodon degus (degu) is the source of this 213-nucleotide messenger RNA. Its product is annotated as phosphatidylinositol N-acetylglucosaminyltransferase subunit Y-like. The record is from RefSeq and is a predicted model, not a curated record. The coding region runs from base 1 to 213 and encodes 70 amino acids. NCBI's taxonomy places the organism in Eukaryota, Metazoa, Chordata, Mammalia, Rodentia, Octodontidae. The transcript has a single exon.
AUGUUUCUGUCUCUGCCUCCUCUGACUGUGCUUAUUCCACUGAGCUCCUUAGCAGGUCUGUUCUCAGCCUCUAUGCAGGAAGACUUUCCCACAGGGCUGCACAGUACAGCCAGCCUUUGCUUUUACAGUCUGCUCUUGCCCAUCACCAUUCCAGAGUAUGUGUUCUUCUACCUCUGGACCUGGAUGGGUAUUAAGCUCUUCAGGCAUAAUUAA